GGACUUUUACGCACGGGAUUUCUUUUGGAUUUGUUGUGAAUUACUGAAGCUGCACCGCGCAAAUAGCUUAUAAAUGGGCCAGCUAUGACUUCGAACAGGAUCCCUGAAAUCACGCACUCCCACUGCUCUUAUACACCCGCGUCCAGCCACGACACAGAGGAUUACCUGCGUCCGGGGGAUGAAGAGAAGUGAAAUUUCCCCACCCAAACAAAGUGGAUGUUUCAUGUUUUAAGACACAAUGAGGGAGCGUGAAGAGGCAGAGGCGACAGGAGCGCGCGUCCUCCUGCACGGCGCUGUCUCUCUGAUGUGAUGUGACCCCCCCUGGAAACCCCUGCGCCUCCAAAGCCACUGAUGAUGGAGGUCCAGAACUACAGCACAGUCAUCGACAGCGGGUUUCUGGACGAGGCACCUCCCAGCAGAGUUUUAACGGGAUGCUUUUUGUCUCUCCUCAUCCUCACCACUUUGCUGGGGAACACUCUGGUUUGCGCUGCUGUCACCAAGUUUCGCCAUUUACGCACGAAAGUCACUAACUUCUUCGUGAUCUCCCUGGCCGUGUCUGACUUACUAGUGGCCAUUUUGGUGAUGCCCUGGAAAGCUGUGGCAGAGAUAGCUGGGUUUUGGCCGUUUGGCUCGUUUUGUGACACCUGGGUGGCUUUUGACAUCAUGUGCUCCACGGCAUCCAUUUUGAACUUGUGCGUAAUUAGUCUUGACCGUUACUGGGCCAUAUCCAGCCCCUUCCGCUACGAGAGGAAGAUGACACCAAAAGUAGCCUAUGUAAUGAUCAGCGUUGCCUGGACACUCUCUGUUCUAAUUUCCUUUAUUCCGGUACAACUGAACUGGCACAAGGCCCAAACUCAAUCCUACACUUCGAAUGGUACUUUCCAAGCUCCAGAAAACUGUGACUCGAGCCUAAACAGGACCUACGCCAUCUCCACCUCGCUCAUUAGUUUUUAUAUUCCUGUUAUAAUCAUGAUCAUCACAUACACUCAAAUCUACCGGAUCGCGCACAGGCAGAUUCGGAGGAUUUCGGCACUGGAACGAGCCGCGGAGAGUGCCAAAAACCGGCACGACAGCAUGGGGCGCGGCUCGAGUAUCGCAGAGUCCGAGAGCUCUUUUAAAGUGACGUUUAAAAAGGAGACCAAGGUGCUGAAAACCCUGUCUGUCAUCAUGGGAGUGUUUGUGUGCUGUUGGCUGCCAUUCUUCAUCCUCAACUGCAUGGUGCCGUUCUGCGAGAAGUCCAGCGAAGGAGUAGAGGCGUUCCCCUGCAUCAGCCCCACCACCUUCGAUGUGUUUGUGUGGUUUGGCUGGGCGAACUCCUCCCUCAACCCCAUCAUAUAUGCCUUUAAUGCCGACUUCCGUAAGGCCUUUGCCAUACUGCUGGGCUGCCACAAACUCCAUCAAGGAGCCAACAACAUGGAGUCGGUGAGCCUGAACAAGAAAUGACUCAGACAUCCCUGACUCAUCGCUGAGGGCCCAAGCUCCUCCGGCUCCUCCGGCUCCUCCCGACUCUCUCUAAACGGGGCCAGUCCUUUCCUUACCCCACACUGUGUUAGAGGAGGCAGCUGCAUGCACUGUGGAAACUAUUUCUAGAUUUAAUCCGGGACUCC
Molecule: messenger RNA, 1607 nt
Organism: Periophthalmus magnuspinnatus
Lineage: Eukaryota; Metazoa; Chordata; Actinopteri; Gobiiformes; Gobiidae
Gene: drd1a
Product: dopamine receptor D1a
Exons: 2
Coding region: 352-1443 (363 amino acids)
Biological process (GO): adenylate cyclase-activating adrenergic receptor signaling pathway
Cellular component (GO): membrane
Molecular function (GO): G protein-coupled receptor activity
Source: RefSeq, a predicted model, not a curated record